CUUUACUGUCUUCAACACAAAAUUCAAUGAAUACAUAGUCCCUUCGAUCGUACCACUUUGCAGAAGCAGGCUGCAUGGUGAACGGGGCAGGGGGCCAGGCGAACGGGUGGGCGGGCCUCGCUGGCGGCGGCGGCGGCGGCGGGCGCGGCGGCUUCUCUCCGGCGGCGGCGGUGGCGGCGACUCCGGCGUCUUCUGCCCGGUCGCGGCCUCUCCUCGCUCCCCGAAGGCGACGGCGGCGGCAGCGGCAGCGGCGGCGGGCUCGACCUCGAUGCCCAGAAUGCACCGCGCGCAGAGCGGCUCCCUCAGCCCGGGAGCGGAGGGAAGUGGAGGGAGAGGGGCGCGAGGACGGCGGAGCAAGGGGCGAGCGGGCGAGAGAGCGGGCGGGCGAGCGCGCGUGCGCGCGUGCGUGCGUGCGAGGGCUGGCGAGGCCGGGCGGCGGCUGGUGACGCAGCAAAAUGCCCGGGC
This is a messenger RNA of Peromyscus leucopus (white-footed mouse), 465 nucleotides long. Its product is annotated as GATA zinc finger domain-containing protein 1-like. The record is from RefSeq and is a predicted model, not a curated record. The transcript has 2 exons. NCBI's taxonomy places the organism in Eukaryota, Metazoa, Chordata, Mammalia, Rodentia, Cricetidae. The coding region runs from base 75 to 446 and encodes 123 amino acids.